AUGAGCAUGUCCUGGAAACGUCCAUAUUCGACUCCUUCAUUGCGCUCUGGGUGCAUCGGUGUUCAUCCUCCCUGCGACCUGCCGCCAUGGCUACGCCACAUGAGCUGGUCUUCAGUGGGCCGAGCGGCACUGGAGAGGCUUUGUGGACAUGGACCUCAUCUGCGCAUCUCAACAGUCCUGGGAAGCUAUGAUCUCAACGUGGAUGGCCGCGAGACCGGGAUCCGCUCUCCACUGAUCGCUCCAAUCCAGAUUCGCCUUGCGCCACACUUCGCAGAGUUGCUGACGACUUACCCAGAGUGGCAAGUUCUCUUGCGGAUCGCUGUAGGCAGCUCCCCGACAUCGCUUCGUUUUGGGGCCGAAGGCCUUGACUUACAAGGCAGCCUCCCGCCAUUGAUCCUGGCAGCCAUCCUGGAGGCAUCGCCAGUGUCCGCUCCACACUUCCGUGUCGGGAACUCCGAGCACUUGGCUGCGGAGAUGGUCGCGCACAUGCGCAGCACACGCGCAUCGGACGACGCAACCAGCGUGGUGUCGUUGGGAAGGACAUUUGUGGAUGCCUGGUGGGAGGUCACCCUGGAAGAUCCUCGUGCUGGCUUUGACGAAGCGCUGCCGCUCGAGGAGGUGUUGGUGGCUCUGGAAGUUGGAGGAUGUGAAGCCAGAGUGACCUUGAGAUGUUUCAACAUGGCAGUUCGUGGUGAGCCGCAUCCCUUGUCCAAUGCACCGCUGAUCGACCGGGACUAUCCCGCUGGCUUUCAUUUGAUCCGCCAACAUGUGGGCCACCGGGCCCGUUACUUGCGCUUGGCCGUUCAUGGGGAAGUGACACUGCUGGGGGUCGAGGCUUAUUGCAUGGACUUGUGGCAAGUCCCCUGUCUUCACCACAGCCUUCGAGCCGCGGCAAAGAUCUUUGCUGCGCAGCCGGCUAUUGCCAUGAAGGUGGACGGCCAGUACCAGAGCUUCAGCUAUCAGACUUUGUCCAAUGAUGUCGAAGCUCUUUCAGUCCAGUUGCGUCAACGCUUUCCUCUGGAUGCGGCCAUCGAACACGGCGAGGAUGUGAUGCUUGGAUGGUGUGGCCCCACACGGGUGGAAGCUCUCCUACUCUUCUUGGCUUGCAUGAUGAACCAGUGGUGCUUCGUUGCCUUCCAUCGCCACUCGCUGGCCGCCGAGCUGCAGUUGCUGCCCAAGUUGCAGUUGUUGGGAGUGGACGAGGCUUUUGAGGCUGAGGAGAUCAAGGUGCUCGAAAACGCGCACCAGGACGCCGCAGGACGUGGCGUUCUGUUUUCGUCGCCUCCUCUCCUGCGGCCUGCGGAGUUGCAGAGUAUGGCCAGGAUGCACCAACCAGACACCGUGUCUUCCACAGCCCCGGCAGCCGCCUCGCCAGAGAGGUUGGGGAACUUGAUCUUCACCUCUGGUUCGACGGGACAUCCCAAAGCUGUACGCCGUAGCCACGCAGAGCUGUAUGCGUUCCUGUGGCUUUAUGCCAAAGCUGUAACUCCGGAUCGAGCUUUGGCACCAACAAGGUGA
Messenger RNA from Durusdinium trenchii, 1518 nucleotides. Lineage: Eukaryota; Dinophyceae; Suessiales; Symbiodiniaceae. The record is from the annotation of a GenBank genome assembly.